CCGUGCUUUUUGAGGAAUGAGGAUCAUAUUUUCACACACCUCACCUCACUCUUACGUCGCCCUGGUACUGAGAACAAAUGCUGCAACAAAUGCUGGUGAUAGCUUGAUCAGUUAGCUGUUGCUGAAAAUGGCAGAUCAGCAAGAUCACCUUCUGUACCUCAAUCCAGAGCCUAUUCGAUUUGAAGCUGUCAACAAAGUGACAGCAGUCUUUUUUGAUGAAGCAAACAAACAGAUAUUCUCGGUGCGCUCGGGCGGCGCCACGGGCGUGGUGGUGAAGAGUCUGGACCCCGCCAGGAACACCAGUUUCCGCAUGGAGGACCGCGGCCCGGUCAUCUCCAUCAAAUACUCGCCGGACAUGAAGGUGCUGGCCAUCCAAAGGGCCAAAACGUCCGUGGAGUUUGUGAACCGCGACUCGGAGGCCGAGUACUCGCAGAGCUGCCGCAGCAAGAGCGCCACGAUCGUGGACUUUUUCUGGGUGGCCGACUCAGAAGUGGUGUACGUCACCGACCGCGGCGUCGAGCACUACCAGGUGGUGCCGUCGCGGCGGCAGCUGAAGUCGCUGAAGACGUGCAGCUUGUCGUCCAACUGGUGUGUGUUCUCCGCGGAACUGUCCUACCUGCUGGUGUCCACCGGCGCGCUCGGCAAUACGCUGCAGCCGUUCGCGUUCCGGGCCGCCGGCACCAUGACCAAGUUGGCCAAAUUCGACGUGGAGCUGCUGGAGGCGCCGCGGCCGGCGCGCCUGGCGCUCCACUGCCACGAUGUCACCGUGUGCAGUCUGCACGGCCAGCUGACGGUGCUGGCGCUACUGCACGCGCCGCCCGGCUCGGCCGCAGACGCCGCCGGUCAACCCGCAGAGAUCCGCGUCCACCAGGCCAACAAAGACGGCAGCAUUUCGCGUACGAGCACCCUGCAGCUGAACGCACGGGGCAAUUUCGCCAUAUCGAUCAUAGACAACCUUGUCAUCGUGCACCACCAGGAGUCCAAGACCUCCCAGGUGUUCGACAUCACGCUGCCGCCCGCCGGAGACGCCGCCGGCGUGGCGGCCCCGCUGCAGCGCCCGGUGGCGCCGCCGGCCGCCAUCCGACCGUUCCACCUGCGGCUGAGCGCCGGCGCCGCCGCGCUGGAUGCCGACGAGCCUGCGCAGCUCGCCUGCGAGCUCUACGCGGCCACCUGGGUGGUGUUCCAGCCCAACAUCAUCAUCGACGCCAAGCUGGGCUGUUUCUGGACGCUGGAGCUGUGCGCGGCGGCGAUCCCCGGCGCGCUGCCGGACCCGGUGGCGGCGGCGCGGCUGUUACUGGCGCGCGCCGCCGGCCGGCCCGUGCUGCUGCGCCUGCUGCGCCGGCUGCUGCUGCGCCAGACGGAGCGCGCCCGGCUGGCGGACGUGGGCGGCGUGCUGGACCUACUGAACGAGCAGACCCGGCGGCAGCAGGAGCACACCGUCAGCUCGCAGAUGGGCUCGCCGGUCUCGGCGCUGGGCACCUCGCCGCCGGUGGCGCCCACAGAGCCGGCGCCGUUUGUCAUCACCCAGUCGGACCUGCACUCGGAGGUGCUUUGCGACCUGGUCAGCCAGCAGAUGGGCAGUCGCGCCGACCAGCGCUGGGUCACCGGCGUCCUGGUCGAGUGUGUCAGGUCGCUGACGCAGCACGGUGUGUCGGUGGAACACUUUCUGUACGAGAUGCUGAUCAACACGCUGGUGCUGCGCGGCUGCUUCUAUCAGCUCCAGCAGCUACUGCAGUACCACGCCGUCGACGACAGCAAGCCGCUCGCCUGCCUGCUGCUCUCACUGCAGAGCGUGUACCCGGCGGCGGAGCAGAUGGCCCUGGACAUGCUGAAGCGGCUCGGAAACGCCAACGAAGAGAUCAUCGAGGUCAUGCUGGCCAGGAACGACGUCACGGCCGCCCUCAGGUACGCCAGGGCUAAUGAGAUGGUGUCCGGUCUGUCGGCGCGGAAAAUUCUGGACGUGGCCAUGAACUCAGGCGACCCGGACCUCUUCUACACCACGUUCAAGUUCUUCGAGGAGAGGAACUACCGGACCAAGGGGAAGGUGGACUUUGCGCCUGGCGAACACUGCGAACUGUACGUGCGCCACUUUAACCAGCUGUUCGGCGUCACCUCGAGCCUGCGAGACGCGCUCGAGGCCGGCCAGCGGCGCGACGAGGGCGUCCUCUGACAGCGGAUGGCCGAGAGCGGCCUCCUCUGAGCGGCCGCUCUGCCAGAGGCUGUACCGCGGGGCUGCGGCUGUACCCCGGCGGGCCCAGUCAGACGGCAGCUGCCGCGGUACAGCGGGUACUCGGACCCAGUACAAGGAGGGAGCCGUGGGCACGCUGGUGUGCCUCUGCUGUGGGGAACCGAGUCCAGUGCCUCGUUCCAUAAAGCGAGUCCGUAACUUACGCCGGUUUUUGGUCUUGUAUUGCAAGUGCAUGUGAAGCGAUAAAUUUAUUUCCCCUUCUCCCUUCUGUUCUUGCUUACAAGAUAAAUAAAUUCAACGAUUUAAACUAACGCCAUCGCUUCACAUGCACUUGCAAUACAAGCCCAAAAACCGGCGUAAGUUACGGACUCGCUUUAUGAAACGAGGCCCUGGGCGGCCCCUGGCCAUCGUCCGGCGCGGCGCGGAUAGCGUUAUUGACGACAUUCCCCUAAAAUUGUUACCGUACUCUGGGCGGCGGUGCUAACUCAAUUAACUUAUCGGGAUAGCCACAUUCCAGUUCGGGUUCGAGCCUAAGUGACCCCACCCUUGGGAUCGAACCCGCUGAAGAGGAUGUUACAGUCCUUCGUGGCUUUGAUUAUUAUACACUGGGUAAUGUGUUGAGGUGUUAUAUUAUCUGUAUGUAUUGCCAGACUCGCGUGCCUAUAUUGUGACGACCCGCGCGUGUACCCUCGGGCUUUCAUUGAGGUGACGCUUUGUGUCCUGGCUCGCCCACCGCGGCUGAUGCCAAUGAGGCGCGUGUCAUCAAUAUAUUUGCCAACUGACGUGAUUUUAG
Amphibalanus amphitrite is the source of this 2981-nucleotide messenger RNA. Its product is annotated as regulator of MON1-CCZ1 complex-like. NCBI's taxonomy places the organism in Eukaryota, Metazoa, Arthropoda, Thecostraca, Balanomorpha, Balanidae. The coding region runs from base 128 to 2170 and encodes 680 amino acids. The transcript is spliced from 14 exons. Gene Ontology annotation, biological process: regulation of autophagy. Gene Ontology annotation, cellular component: lysosomal membrane; Mon1-Ccz1 complex; late endosome membrane. The record is from RefSeq and is a predicted model, not a curated record.